UUUGGCAGUGCAACUACACUGAACCUUUCAUAUUCUUUCCACUUUUCAACCUUUUUUAGAGCCGUAAACAUGUCGUCACCGCUGUCAAAGCCUCAGAUAAUCGCGCACAUUCAGAAAAGUUUGAACUACACCGUGUUUGACAGUAAAUGGAUCCCGUGCAGCGCGAAGUUUGUCUGCCUCGGGAACUUUGCGAGAGGAACCGGAGUGAUGCAGAUAUACGAGGUGCAGCGCGGAGAGGCUCAGCUUAUCAAGGAGGUAGAGAAGCCUAAACCCAUAAAGUGCGGGACAUUCGGAGCCACCUCUCUGCAACAAAGACACAUAGCAACUGGGGAUUUUGACGGAAAUCUCAACAUAUGGAAUCUGGAGAUGCCUGAAGUGCCGGUGUACUCUGUAAAGGCCCACAAAGAGAUUGUGAAUAGUAUCGAUGGUGUUGGAGGCCUGGGGAUUGGCGAUGGCGCACCUGAGAUAGUCACUGGAAGCAGAGACGGGACAGUGAAGGUGUGGGAUCCUCGACAGAAGGAUUCGCCUGUAGCCAACAUGGAGCCUGUGGAAGGAGAAACCAAGAGGGACUGCUGGACUGUUGCUUUUGGUCACGCCUUCAAUGACCAGGACCGCUGUGUGUGUGCUGGCUAUGACAACGGGGACAUCAAACUCUUCGACCUGCGCAAUAUGUCUCUACGGUGGGAGACCAACAUUAAAAAUGGGGUAUGCUGUGUGGAGUUUGACAGGAAAGACAUCAACAUGAACAAGCUGGUAGCCACCUCACUGGAGGGAAAAUUCCAAGUCUUUGACAUGAGGACUCAACACCCCACCAAGGGCUUCGCCUCUGUUUCCGAAAAGGCUCAUAAAUCGACCAUCUGGCAGGUGAGGCAUUUACCUCAAAACAGAGACAUCUUUAUGACUGCAGGAGGAGCAGGCAAUAUACAUCUAUGGAAAUAUGAGUAUCCCGCUCAGAGAAGUAAGAAGGACUCCGAUGACGUAAAUGUGGGCGUAGCCGGCACCGUUAACCUCUUACAAAAUGUCACUCUGUCCACUCAGCCAAUCGCUAGUCUGGACUGGAGCCCCGACAAGCAGGGUCUGUGUGUGUGUUCAGGCUUUGACCAGUCUGUGCGUGUUCUCAUCGUCACCAAACUCAACACGGUGUGAAAAAUAGGUGACACCAAAGACUGAUUCUUUAUCUACUUACGUUUUUGUAGGAUGCUCACUGAAAGUCUUUUGUUGAAAGUCUUUUGUUGCACACUGGUUAACAUUUCUGUGCUUAAGUUUUGUCUGUUGUGAAAACUGUGACUUUUGAUAUGAAGUUUUGUUGAGAACUCUGUGUUUUCAGAUUAAAUGUGCCU
Molecule: messenger RNA, 1340 nt
Organism: Scomber japonicus (chub mackerel)
Lineage: Eukaryota; Metazoa; Chordata; Actinopteri; Scombriformes; Scombridae
Gene: dnaaf10
Product: dynein axonemal assembly factor 10
Exons: 8
Coding region: 70-1146 (358 amino acids)
Molecular function (GO): ubiquitin binding
Source: RefSeq, a predicted model, not a curated record